CAAUCCAUUACUCAUCAAGCUCUCAUCUUUGAGCUCGAGCUAGCCUAAGCCUAACAACAAUGGCGGCGACUCUAGCAGAAACCCGCCGCAGCACGCUGCGUUUCAGCAGGAGAUCCGACUGCUACGAGCCCCUGGAUCAAGUCCAAAGGGAAGAAGAGCAGGAAGAAGAAGACGAAGGCCGGAGAAGCUGGGGAACUGUUUCCAAGAAACAGAUGAUGAGGAGCCGUGGCAGCAGCAGGGGAGCUCUGGGGUGGAGCUCCCUGAGCUACAGGCGGGAGAGGGCGAGGCGGCGACUGGUUUUCCUGCAGAGCUACAAGCUGCAGCAGGAGCCCAGGACGAGGUCGGAGAAGUUGAGGAAAGUGGUCGCGGGAGCGGUGAAGUCGGCUUUGGUCUCCAUUGCUAGUUUUAGGAGGAUGGGGAGCUGUGGUUCUAAGUCUUCUGCUUCUGCUCAAGUUAUUAGGUGUUGCUGAAGGAUUUCAGUUUAUGUUGCUUGGGACACUGAUUUCAAGUUAUUUGUAUUUUCAUCUAGAGAUCAAAAUAUUGUUAGAAUGCAAUUCUUAUAGAGGAGAGUCCAAAAAAGAAAGUCUAGUUUCAAUU
Molecule: messenger RNA, 597 nt
Organism: Cuscuta campestris
Lineage: Eukaryota; Viridiplantae; Streptophyta; Magnoliopsida; Solanales; Convolvulaceae
Source: the annotation of a GenBank genome assembly